This is a messenger RNA of Athalia rosae (coleseed sawfly), 7061 nucleotides long. RefSeq names its product tyramine receptor 1. Gene Ontology annotation, biological process: adenylate cyclase-activating adrenergic receptor signaling pathway. Gene Ontology annotation, molecular function: octopamine receptor activity. The record is from RefSeq and is a predicted model, not a curated record. NCBI's taxonomy places the organism in Eukaryota, Metazoa, Arthropoda, Insecta, Hymenoptera, Athaliidae. The coding region runs from base 3159 to 4370 and encodes 403 amino acids. Gene Ontology annotation, cellular component: membrane. The transcript has 3 exons.
AGCCCAAUGUAACAACCAACAAUAAGAUAUUUCCCACGCACGCGGCCAUUACGCACCACGUAUUCCCGAUCCACGCACACGAGUACGAGUGGGUCAAUUCUUGGCGUGUAAAAUAUUCCGAGGAAAACUUUCCUACGUAUGUACAUUUAAACGUAAGUUCAAACGCAUAACGAUGAUACAACGAUUAGAUCGGGCGCAAAGAGGAUCGAACGAGAUCGAUGCGUGUCGAUUAAAAAUUUUUUUCAUGGGGCCCGCGCUCGCGACCGACUCCCGGGUACAUGCGAAACGUGUCUCUUUUCGUUUCAGAUUUCGAUCACGUGUCCAUGAACGUGAUAUAUAAUUAGUAUUAAAUACUAUGCGUCAUUCCGGCCACAUGUCACGUAUCACACAUCUCGUAUCAGCCUCAAAAUGUGUAUUACCGAGUGAAACAGAAUUUCCGUGUUCGAUUGAACCUUUGAAUAAUUGGGCCGGUCGUUGUUUUCUUUUUUUCUCUUUACUUUUCGUCGGCGCUAGAAAUUCCUCCGGACCCUAAUCUUCGAGAAGCUUUCGGCGCGUACGCAUUUGAUGAAAAAGUUGAUGAUUCAAAUGAAAUUAAUUACGAAGCGGUCCGGGAACCACGUUUUUUCCGGACAAACAAUUUCCAUUCUUUUCUUGUAAUUGUAAAGUAUUUUAUUUAUUUAUUUUGUCUCGAUCGAUCGAUCGGACCGAUUGAUCGGGGAAAAUACGUCGUCACGUAGAGGUGUACGUAGAAAAUAUACGAGUAUCGGUUGAGUGCCUUUCGGACGACCUUAUUAGAUAAAUCGCAUAUACAUGUAUAUUUGUGCUAAUUUGACCGAAAUAAUUUCAAUUACUAACACCACAGUGCACCGACCGUUACCGCUAUCCUCCCAUUGUAAACGUAUACGUACACACGAGGGAGGAAUCGACGAUCGAUGUACGGUUAUUGCAAGUAUAAUAAUAUCGUUGCAGUAUAGGGAAUCAAUCAAUACUCAACAUUUGACAAUUAUACCGAGCGUGUGUAUACCUAUAUACACUAUAUGAGAUUUUGCACAGCGAGUCCAUGUGCGGGGGAUAUAACAGCUGGAUGUAUUCCCUAUCGAAGAUUAUCUCGACAUCUGAUGGAAAAGUGUCUACGUAAAAUAUAUGAAGAAUAUGUAUACCUAUGAGCGGAGGAGGAUGUAAUCUUUUCAAACUGCAAGACGAACCGCGAGCGAUGGAAUUAUUUUGCCGAGCUCUAAAUCUUUUUAUACGUAUAUUUUGUCUGAUUUUAUUUCAUCCUAUUUUUUGUUCUUACCUUCCUUUUCAUUUUCCACCUUGUUGUCCGUAAAACCGCGAAGUGCAGAUGUAUAUUUCGCUGAAUUUUUGAUAAACAUUUACGGGCGUCGUGAGCUAUAAGAGAAAAUCCGGAAGGCGGUUUAUACCGCACGUGCACGUCUAUACGUAUACGUCAGGGUGACUUGCGAUACGGGAUUUAGAUAUAAAGUUAAUUUAUUUGCAUCUCUUAUAUGCCAAUAAAUUGAUAAAAUUUAUUUUUUUGAAAAAAGUAUCUCAUACACAAUAUACGACAAGAAUAUAUACUAUAAUGUUGUAAACUGCAACUCUCAAGUUAUAAUGAAUAUAAUAUUAUAUUUAUAGGAGUGCAAUAAUAACAUCGCCCGCAUCACGUUUAUGCGGAAGCUUGAGAAGCCACCAUUAUGCGAUAUUUUUAUUUAAUCUCUUUUCUCUUCAUUCACUAUUCUUUUCACUCUUAUUUUCCUCAAUCCCGACGCAAAUCUCAGCCUCGGGACUAUACUUUUAUUCUCGUUAUUAUCAUAACGGCGGCUGUAAAUGUAACUGCAGUUAUUUGCCGAGUGAGAAUUAAACAACGUAUUGUUUACACGGUUCAACUUGCAUCAUCCCUCGUAUAAAACCAACACUCGAUUACGAAGUUACGGAGGUAUGCACAGGUGCCGAGUGCAAAUGUAUAUAAUAUUCUACUCAUCUCGCGAAAUUGGGCAGGCAGAAUACUACCGAACUGCACGAAGCUGCGGAAACCUCAUAAUUUUUGCAUCCCUUGCUACGCAGAGAGAAAGAAAGCAGCCCAACCGUUGAGCGCGGUGAUUAUUUUUAGCCCGGCGUAAGCGUUUUAUUUAUAAAUUAUAGACUUGUCAAUAAUUGCGAUUAAGAUGAAUCGGACGGAAGAUUAAAGUAAUAAAAAGAGAGGAAAUUAUUCCUCAGAUAUACGAGUUCGCUGACCUCAUUUCGUGGACACGUACGUACGUACAUUCCGUCUAAUUAUAUACGUAUAUGCUUGUACAUCGAGCUACAAUUAUAUAUACGCCAUGAACGUUAAUGUACGUAAUAUUUCGGCCGCCGGUAUCGCGGUACGUGGAUGUGAUAUACGUAUAUAUAAAUCCGUUUCCAUAUCGCGGCGACAAACGUAUGUAUACGUAUACGUUGAAUCGCCCUCAUCUCAUUUCCUUUAUCGCUGGUUUUGCAGCUCCGGCUGUUUCCGCAUACCGAGGACGCGGUAUCUGAAAAGCUACGCCGUGCGGAAUCGAUUUUUGGCGGAAACAAAAAAACCCACCCCCCAGUCUGCCGAAAGUUUGAUAAGUAAAUUUUUUCAUUUCUCUUCGUCGGAACGACGACGAUGUAUCCCGAUUACUCGAACGAAACAUUUUCACCCCCUCCCCCCUAUUUCUCGGGAGAGCUUUGGGCGAAUUUUUACCAAACCCCAGGCGCAAGUUUUUGUUUACGAAGCAUUCCGUCUUCCAGGUGGCCCAUUAACGUCCGUUGCGGAUUUCGAACGAGCGGGGGGGGGAGAGGGGGGAAGGGGAACAAUCGACCAUUUCCAAAGUGCCAUCAUCGCCUCGCGAAAUUGAGAAAGAACAACAAGCAGCGACGUUAAGAAGUUGAUCUAGUCGACGCGGAAUGCCCCCCCUCGUACGAUAGUACGGGGGUUGGAAGAUGGCGUCUGCGCGUUGCAUUUUCGAACUCGCGGGGGUUUGCGGACUCUCGGGUUCUCGACGACGCGUCUCUUUGACGUCAACGCAUCCGGGCUGGCGCAUAAUUGGUGGUGGUGGUUGUUCAGUGCUCGUCGGACGGCGCUGGGACGGUAGCAUGUCGCCGCGCCCUGUGCUACCGCAGAACAGAUCUAAGGAGGCUGUAGCGCGGAAGGGAUGAACGCGAGCGAAGACGGGGGACCCGGGCGGCCCCUGGGGAACGAUUACGAGGGUACUUGUCCGGAAGAAACGGAAUCUGGAGUACCUUUGCCCCCUUGGGAAGCGGCAGCGGCAUCGGUGACCUUGGGUUUUCUGGUGCUGGCGACGGUCCUCGGUAACGCACUGGUUAUACUGAGCGUUUUCACCUACAGACCGUUGCGCAUAGUUCAGAAUUUUUUCAUCGUCUCACUCGCGGUAGCCGAUCUAGCCGUAGCGCUACUGGUGAUGCCAUUCAACGUCGCCUACCUACUGCUCGGCAAAUGGAUAUUCGGCAUCCACCUGUGCAAGUUGUGGCUCACCUGCGACGUGUUGUGUUGCACGGCGAGUAUACUGAAUCUAUGCGCUAUCGCGCUUGACCGUUACUGGGCCAUAACCGAUCCGAUAAACUACGCUCAAAAGCGCACCCUGAAACGUGUUCUGGGCACGAUAGCUUUCGUCUGGAUAUUCUCAGGCGCCAUAAGUUCGCCACCUCUGGCCGGAUGGAACGAUUGGCCGGAGGAACUGGAUCCGGGCACACCUUGCCAACUUACACGUCGUCAGGGCUACGUUAUCUAUUCGUCCCUCGGGUCCUUUUUUCUACCCCUGCUUCUGAUGAGCCUCGUCUACCUCGAGAUAUUUCUCGCCACGAGAAAACGGCUCAGGGAAAGAGCGAGACAGAGUCGUCUCGGGGCGGUCGCUUCGACGAGGCACAGGGGGACCGACGACGACCCCGAGGAGUCCGUCAGUUCCGAGACCAAUCAUAACGAGAGAUCGACGCCCCGUUCGCACGCCAAACCAUCCCUCAUCGAGGACGGACCGACGACGAUGACGGUCACGUUGGGGGGCGCCAUAACCGGUACUUCGCAUCUGGCGACUUCGACGACGACGGCGAUAGCCACCUCCACUACCGUCUACCAGUUCAUAGAGGAACGUCAGAGGAUUUCGUUGUCGAAGGAACGUCGAGCAGCGAGAACUCUCGGUGUUAUCAUGGGUGUGUUCGUCGUAUGUUGGCUUCCGUUCUUUCUGAUGUACGUUAUCGUACCCUUUUGCCCGGGGUGCUGCCCCACCGAAAGAAUGGUAUACUUCAUUACUUGGCUCGGCUACAUUAACAGCGCUCUCAACCCCCUCAUAUACACGAUAUUCAAUCUCGACUACCGGAGGGCGUUCAGACGGCUAUUGCACAUUCGCUGAGACGUCCGCACGUUGCACUAUCGCGUAAUUAAAGGUAUGUGGUACGACAUACAACGUUUCGUUUUCCUCGUCUAAUAAACGGGAGACGACGCUGCACGCCGUUCAUAUAGGUACGUACAUGUAUAUUCACCGCGGAAUAUAGACUGUCACCGCGUCAGAUAUAAUUCGCGCGGCGUUUUUCCUCCAACGGAUAUCGUCUUAAUUUAUCAUAGAGUAAGCUCACGUAUACAUAUGUAUACUUAUACGCGUGCACGUAUGGAUAUAUACCGUAUAGUCGACGUCAUUUCCCGAAAGGUGGUUCGCUCGUCGACGUUGUUGAUGCGUGUUUAUAUUUAUUAUUCUUUCCCCCCUUUACUUCGGAAAUGUGUUGGAAGAGAAGAGCCGUAAAACUAUAGAAUACGGUUACUGCGGGAUACUUUUUUUUGUCGUUUUUACGCUUUCUUUUCCUUCAUCCCCCUCCGCAACGCGACUCUUAGGACCGAACUUAUACCCCGCUCGCAUCCCCGUAAACCUUUUCAAUCAAGAUACAAUUUCCGGUGUUGAGAAAAUCCAUGAAAAUGCAAGUUACCUCUUCUUCUCCAUAUGUAGUUUCUUAUUUUCGAGAGUAAAACCCGAUCGGGUUUAUCCAAUUUUAUUUCUGAUGUGCUCUACGUAUAAUAUCCGGUUCGUUAUAUUCGCGGAAAAAAACAUCAUCCUUGUUUUCGGUCUUUGAAAUUUUCGUUAUUCUUUGGCGCAGAAAAAAAACUAACGAAAAAACUGGAAAAUGAUCUCGCGGUGCAGAAUUUAAAUUUUCACCUCGGUCUUAACUUUCCCAGGAAUACAGCACCACCGAGCAGCUACAUACCGCGGUAUAAUUCUCUACCCUAUAUACCUAUACAUAUAUAUUUUACAUUUAUAUAAUUCCGCUGCAGUACGGGGAUGAAAAUUGAUAAAUAGAUAAAAAGUUGGUUGCUCGCGGGGCUCGAAUUUCCCUAGACGAAGAUUUCUACUGUACAUGGUUCGUUUGCUGAGCGUUGCAGGUUCGUGUAAUAAAAUAUAUUUUACACGUACCCUACAUAACUAGAUACAUACUAUACAUACAUAUAUGUACACAAUAUACAUGGUGCAAUUUUAUAACGAGCUCCCACGGCAUGGUUAAUUUAUAACGCCAUGAUUAGACUCACGUGUAGCCUACCAUGAUACGAUGACGAAGACGAUUUCUUUUUAUUUUAUUUAUUCAUUUCCAAAUUUCGGGUUCGCGAAAACGCACGACGUCGCAUGCAAAUACGUAUACUAGCUGUACCUACCGUACGUUACAUGCCAUGAUAAAAAAGAACGAGAAGAAAAAAAAAAAAAAUCAAAGCAAACAAACAAAAAAACAGAACGAAACAACAAAAUACAAUUAUAAUACAUUUUCUUAAACCUAGUUAUAUAUUACUAAACUGUACCUUUGAUUAAUAUAAAAUUAAUUAUUACAAGUAUUAAGGUUGUGAUUCGGUAUGCAUAAAUAGAUAAUAUUCACGUGCCGGAACUAAAUGAAUAAAUAAAUACAUAUAUAUAAAUAAAUAUAAAUAUAUUAUACACAAUAAGAAGUUAGGCGUUCUAUUAUAUAUAUAUAUACAUAUAUAUAAAUAAUUGUAAACUAGCGGACACGCGAUUAAUAUAAUUAAUAAUAUUAUUAACGCGUCGUCCGCCAAAAAGAAGAAAGAGACAAAUGAAAAAAAAAAAAAAAAAAAAAAUACCAAUCGAACACGUCGAUUGCCUCGGCAAUCUUCGUCUGCAGGAGACACUCUUAAUAAGGUUGUGAUAAGGUUGUGAAAACAUUCUUAGCCGCGCUUCGAAUGACACAAGAUUUAAUUUAUCAUUAACAAACACAAAACUAGAUGAAAAAUAACAUUAUUAUAAUACAAAAAAAAAAACAAAAAAAAAAAAUUAAUGAAUCAAAGAAAAAACGUUAUUAUAUAUACAUAUUUAUGUAAUAUAGGUAUAUAUAAAUAAUUUAUUAUUAUUAUUAUUAUUAUUAUUAUUCGCAUUGACGCAUAGAAGUUUUACAUAUGUAAUUGAAGAUGUGAAGUCUGUCCAUGUGCGUUAUAAGAAAGAAGAAAAAUAAGAGAGAAAAAGAAGAAGAGAGCAAAUCGUAUUAUCAUAAAAUCGUUUAUAUAUUCGAGAUUAGCUAAAAUUUUUGAACAAAAAUCAACUCGCGUUAAUACAUAAUGAAGAAAAAAAAAACCAAAAAAACCAGAGAACGUAAGAAUGGGAACAGGUGAAAGCGGUGCAGAUUUUUCUACGGUCGCAUGUGUUAGGGUUAAAAACGAAAGAGGUUUACUCAAGAUUUGAAAGAAGUGCAGAGGGGUGAGAAACGAAUGACGCAGCGCAGAGGGUCGUACAAAGAAAUAGACAAAGGCUUUCUUGGGUUACGAAGUGAAAGGAAAACCACUCCGCGUAAAAUACUAAAGUAGUAUAAAAUAUAACGUCCGUUUAUAUUAUGGUACAUAAACUGUCACUUUCUAUAGGCGAGAAUUGUUCCGCAGGAUCCCAAUUCCCUUCGUCCGGGUGUUCAGGACGUUAACAAAAAUCUUGACCGACGAGAAAGAGAGAAGAAAAAAAAAAUAUAAAAAAUAAAUCGCGGUGUAAUUCACUGGGGUGAUAUUUGGGAAAAAGUAGAAGAAAGUGAAAGAAAGAGGGAAAGGAGAGAUGUUGUAACGCAAUAUA